This is a messenger RNA of Rotaria sordida, 1287 nucleotides long. NCBI's taxonomy places the organism in Eukaryota, Metazoa, Rotifera, Eurotatoria, Philodinida, Philodinidae. The record is from the annotation of a GenBank genome assembly.
AUGGCAUUGUCAUAUAAACUCCAACUUGCUUAUUAUAUUAUUAUUGCAUUAACUGGUCUUAUUGGUAAUACAACAACAAUUAUUGUUUUUUCACAACGACGUUUACGUUCAUUACGUUCAUCAUUUUUUCUUACUUGUCUAGCUGCUACAGAUCUUGUAUUUAUAUUUAUACUUAUAAUUGCUUUACUUGAUGAAUUACAAGCACCAGUUAUGACUGUACCUGUUUGUUUAUUAACAAUUUAUUUUAGUCAUAUAGCAUCAUUUUUAUCAUCAAAUUUCACAUUAGCUUAUACAACACAUCGUCUUAUAGCUGUUCUAUUUCCAAUAAAAGUAACAACUUUUUUAAAACAACGUACAAAUCGUAUAUUAGCAAUAACAUUAUUAAUAUUUGCUUGUGUAUUUUAUUCCAUAUCAUUUUCUGUAACAACAACAAAACUUCGUACAAAUACAACAAAUAUUGUUCAUUGUGAAGAAGAUCCUGAUAAACCAUUAUUAUUUCCAUUUCUUGUUUUAGACACAUUAUUUACAUUUAUUAUACCAUUUUCAUCUAUAUCAAUUAUGAAUUUAACUAUUGUAUAUAAACUUCAAACAAAAUUAACAUAUAAAUAUAAAUUAUCAACAGCAAGUUCAACAGCACCAAUGAUUAGUCCAUCAAUAAAAUCAUCAACUAAUUCAUCAGGUCAAUCAAUGACUGACAAUAUUCAAAUAUCUCAAUUAAAUAAUGGCAAUAAUAAUAAUAUUCCUAGUGAAUCUCAUCAUCUUUUACGACAACAAAAUCGAUCAUUUUUAUGUGUUCGACCAACUCAACGAUAUAAACGAAUAAAUAAUAAUAAUCGUUCAUCACCUUAUUUACCAACACAACAACAUACACCAUUAUAUCAACAAAAUGCAUCAAUGCAUAUACGUUCAACACGAUGUCGAGGAACAGCAUCAGCUAAAACAACUAAAAUGCUUUUAGCUGCUUCGACAGUAUUUCUUGUCUUUAAUUUACCUUAUCAUUUACUAUUAUUUUGUUUUUUAUUUAUUAAAAAACAACCACCAUGGAUGCUUGAUGCAGUUAAUAUAGCUCGUCUUUGGUUUUUUGCAUCAUUUUGUGUUAAUUUUUUUGUUUAUGCUAUAUGUGGUCAACGAUUUCGAAAUGAAGUUGUUCGUUUAUUUUGUUGUUCAUUUAUUCGACAUUGUUUUGGAAGACAUAAUCAAAAGAGAUUACAAGAACGUCAAAAUAGUAUUUAUAUGAGUCAUCGGUUAUUACCUAUAUCAUGGUCACGAUUAUCUCAUUCGAAUUAA